AUGCCGGACUCGGACAACGACUCCGGCGGGCCGAGCAACGCGGGCGGCGAGCUGUCGUCGCCGCGGGAGCAGGACCGGUUCCUGCCGAUCGCCAACGUGAGCCGGAUCAUGAAGAAGGCGCUGCCGGCCAACGCCAAGAUCAGCAAGGACGCCAAGGAGACGGUGCAAGAGUGCGUCUCCGAGUUCAUCUCCUUCAUCACGGGGGAGGCCUCCGACAAGUGCCAGCGCGAGAAGCGCAAGACCAUCAACGGCGACGACCUGCUCUGGGCCAUGACCACGCUCGGCUUCGAGGACUACGUCGAGCCGCUCAAGCACUACCUCCACAAGUUCCGCGAGAUCGAGGGCGAGAGGGCCGCCGCGUCCGCCGGCGCCUCAGGCUCCGCCGCCCCGCAGCAGCACCAGCAGCAGCAGCAGGGCGAGGUGCCCAGAGGCGCCGCCAAUGCCGGUGGGUACGCCGGGUACGGCGCGCCCGGCGCCGCCGGCAUGAUGAUGAUGAUGGGGCAGCCCAUGUACGGCUCGCCGCAACAGCAGCAGCAGCCACCGCCGCCGCCGCCACAGCAGCAGCAACAUCAGCAGCAUCACAUGGCAAUGGGAGGCAGAGGGGUUUCGGCCAUCAAGGCGGUGGCACUGGCGGUGGCUCCUCGUCGUCGUCAGGGCUUGGCCGGCAAGACAGGGCGUGAGUUGCGAUGA
This is a messenger RNA of Miscanthus lutarioriparius, 690 nucleotides long. Lineage: Eukaryota; Viridiplantae; Streptophyta; Magnoliopsida; Poales; Poaceae. The record is from the annotation of a GenBank genome assembly.